CAGUUCUUAAGGACAGUAAGGUGACAAAAGAAAUCUGUUGUUUAUUCGUCGGUGUCAGUUGUGAAUCACGUGACAUGUCUAUCGUCCAAUGAAUGCGCGCCGAUCCUGACUUUACUCCAUUGCGUCAAUGCAGCUACGGCGAUGUAACCGUGUGUCCUGCUCUGAAAUAAGGUCUUUGCGCGAUAAUUCUCCUUCCGAAUGGUACGCGUGCUAUGACCACCUCCCUGGUCUUAAAUCCUCGUUGGGCGGAUACUGUAAUGUUUGUGUAUGAAAACAACUUGGAUGAGCUUAACAAGAACAUGGAAGGUCUGGUUGGUAGCAGCAAUUUCGCGGCCAACCAGUGCAGGAAUCUGAUAGCUCACUCAGCUCUGAGCGGCCACCCUUCCAGCCUUGUGCAUGGUUCUGGCUAUUCCACCGUGGAUGUAAGUACCUCGAGUUCAGGAGAAACCAGUAAGCAAUGCACUCCGUGCCCAACGGUACCCCAAGCUUCGUCCACGGGGCCUAUACCUUAUGGCUACUUUGGCAACAGUUAUUAUCCCUGCAGGAUGGGGCGGGGUUCGCUCAAGCCUUGCACACAACCGAGCGCGCUUGGCUACUCUGCAGAGAAGUACAUGGACACCCCGGUCACAUCUGAAGAAUAUCCCACCAGGGCCAAAGAGUUCGCUUUUUACCACGGCUACCAUGGCCCUUAUCAAUCCAUGGCCAGCUAUUUGGACGUGUCCGUGGUACAGACACUAGGGACCAGCGAGCCACGACACGAUAGUCUUCUCCCUAUGGACAGUUACCAACCGUGGGCUCUGGCGAAUGGAUGGGGAGGUCAAAUGUACUGUUCCAAGGACCAGAGCCAAGCCGGCCAUCUGUGGAAAUCUGCAUUAGCAGAUGUUGUUGCCCACCAACAUGACGGGGGCUCUUUUCGCCGAGGUAGAAAGAAAAGGAUACCAUACACCAAAGUGCAGCUUAAGGAACUGGAGAAAGAGUAUGCCGCCAACAAAUUCAUCACGAAAGACAAGAGGAGAAAGAUUUCUGCGGUAACCAACUUGUCCGAGAGGCAGAUCACAAUCUGGUUUCAGAACAGGAGGGUAAAGGAAAAGAAAUUUGUUGCCAAAGUUAAAAGCAGCGCUCCAUAAUAGGGAUUUGAACAAGACAUUUUUUUUAUAUCUGUGACUCAGAUUAAACAAAAAAGUCGACUGGACUUUUACUGCGAUUGUUUGUGUUCUAUUGCCUGCGUAUUUGCAUCUCGAACUAAUGAAAGGAUGAAAACAUAAAGAAUAAAAAAGACAA
This is a messenger RNA of Ictalurus furcatus (blue catfish), 1281 nucleotides long. It is a transcript of the gene hoxb13a, whose product is annotated as homeobox B13a. The transcript has 2 exons. Gene Ontology annotation, molecular function: DNA-binding transcription factor activity, RNA polymerase II-specific; RNA polymerase II cis-regulatory region sequence-specific DNA binding. Gene Ontology annotation, biological process: regulation of transcription by RNA polymerase II. The record is from RefSeq and is a predicted model, not a curated record. Lineage: Eukaryota; Metazoa; Chordata; Actinopteri; Siluriformes; Ictaluridae. The coding region runs from base 213 to 1127 and encodes 304 amino acids.